Messenger RNA from Lethenteron reissneri (Far Eastern brook lamprey), 2100 nucleotides. Its product is annotated as zinc finger protein 239-like. NCBI's taxonomy places the organism in Eukaryota, Metazoa, Chordata, Hyperoartia, Petromyzontiformes, Petromyzontidae. The record is from RefSeq and is a predicted model, not a curated record. Gene Ontology annotation, molecular function: DNA-binding transcription factor activity, RNA polymerase II-specific; RNA polymerase II cis-regulatory region sequence-specific DNA binding. Gene Ontology annotation, biological process: regulation of transcription by RNA polymerase II.
UGGCGACAUAAUCUUCCUCUGUCCUAACCAAGAUGGCGACAUCACCUUCCUCUCUCCGAAGUCAACAACCGGAUUGUGGCUGGCAGAGCGGAGCGAAAAGUGGGGGAACGAACAGAACGGAAGGAGAGGAAGGAGGAGGAAGGAACAAACGCGGCAGCGGCGGUCGAAGGAGAAGGAAGGAGGGGAAGAGAGAGACGAAGGAAGAGAGAGCGACGAAGGAAGAGACGCGUCAAAGUGAGACGCGGCUUGCAGGCGGUGUUUUUUUUGUUGGGUCAGAAAAUAAGCGAAAUCACCCAUAUUAGAGUUGUUUUUGCCAAAAUCGUCUUUGAGCGCUCUAACUUCGCAAACAAAUCUCCGACGUCGUCGGGAAUCGCCGUGCGGUGUUGCCCAGCUGCUGCCGAAUUUCCACGGCCACGAUCCGACCCCGGGGGAAUUGCUCCUCAACGCGAAUCGCCGGCCUCGCGUUGACUCUCCCGAUACGCCCGUCUGUCUUUGUGUUUGUCAGAAUUAAAAGGAGCAAAGUCGACCCUCGGAACGUUGGGCGGACGUUGGAGCCGGCUGCACCUCUUUCUCGACUGGAUACAUAAAGUACUGCUGUUUUCUCUGCGAAUGGGAUAGUCAUGCGAGAGAUUUCUACUACAUUGGAGCCUGGGGGGAAAGGUAUUCAGCAUCCACCACUUGUUGAAUCAAGGAAGAUUUUGUUACCACCCGUACACAUCAAGCUGGGUCUGAUGAAGAACUUUGUCAAAGCCAUGGACAAAACACAUCUAAAAAACCUGACGCUUCCUCUGCAAAAUUGUUCUGAUGGAGCAAAGGGACUCAGUGCACCUCGGUACAAAAAUGCAACAAUGCGACCAGUAUGCAAACACAACGGAUCGUACUGGAAAUUUGAGACGGCACCAAAGAACUCACACAGGAGAGAAACCUUCAAGUGCAGUGUGUGUGGGAAGGCAUUUUCAUCUUCAUCUAAUCUUAAACAACACCAGAUAGCACAUAUAGUAGAGAAACCUUUCAAGUGCACUGUGUGCGAGAAGACGUUUGCACGGUCAGCACAUCUUCAAAGACACCAGAGAGCACACACAGGAGAGAACCCAUUCAAGUGCAGUGUGUGUGGGAAGGCAUUUUCAUGUUCAUUUACUCUUAAACAACACCAGAUAACACAUACAGGAGAGAAACCUUUCAAGUGCACUUUGUGUGAGAAGGCAUUUACACGGUCAUCAAAUCUUCAGAGCCACCAGAGAACUCACACAGGAGAGAAACCAUUCAAGUGCACUCUAUGCGGGAAGGCGUUUGCACGGUCAUCAGUUCUUCAGAGCCACCAGAGAACUCACACAGGAGAGAAACCCUUCAAGUGCACUGUCUGUGAGAAGGCAUUUGCAUGGUCAUCAUUUCUUCAGAUCCACCAGAGAACUCACACAGGAGAGAAACCCUUCAAGUGCACUGUAUGUGAACAGGCAUUUGCACAGUCAUCAGCUCUUCAGACCCACCAGAGAACACACACAGGAGAGAAACCCUUCAAGUGCAGUGUGUGUGGGAAGGCAUUUUCAUCUUCAUUUACUCUUAAACAACACCAGAGAACACAUACAGGAGAAAACCCAUUCAAGUGCAGUGUUUGCGGGAAUGCAUUUUCAGAUUCAUCUACUCUUAAAACACACCAGAGAACACACACAGGAGAGAAACCCUUCAAGUGCAGUGUGUGUGGAAAUGCAUUUUCAGAUUCAUCUACUCUUAAAACACACCAGAGAACACACACAGGAGAGAAACCAUUCAAGUGCAUUGGUGUGGGAAGGCGUUUACACAGUCAUCAAAUCUUAAAACACACCAGAGAACACACAGUCAUCAGAAGAAGGAGUGGAGUCUGAAAUCGGCUUGUGAACGUCAAAGUGCUGCAAUGAGCCCAUCCCUCAUGAAACAAGAACCAGAAGCAAAUCUCAGCUUGGACACUUAUAAAGGAAUCGAGGUGAAAUAUGAAAAAGUGAAUUUGAAAUUUGAAGAAGUGAUAGUGAAGAGCGAAAAAGUGAAGGUUAAAUGUGAAGAUGAAGAUUCAACUCCAAUAUUGGACCUUCACAUCGAUGGAGGCAACGUGAAGCAGGAGGAGAA